Molecule: messenger RNA, 2268 nt
Organism: Brenthis ino (lesser marbled fritillary)
Lineage: Eukaryota; Metazoa; Arthropoda; Insecta; Lepidoptera; Nymphalidae
Source: the annotation of a GenBank genome assembly
AUGAAUGAAAUUCAAGAGCCUGGGUCUCCACCGUCGAAGAAGCUCAAAUUAGACGAUGAAAUUGUACAACAAGAAGAACAGGAUGAAAAAAUUAUGGAUUUCACUGAAGAUAAUGUAGGGGUGGAAGAUAAUUUUACUAUCGGUGAUAAGUAUAGUGACUUUGUGAGUCCUGCAGAGUUAGAGAAGCUGAGGGAGUUUAGGGUUUUAGAUGAAGUGAAGGAUAACGAAGGAGACACUAAUGACGAAGAUUCUGAUAGCUCUGAAGGUAAAUCAGAGGAAUUGCCAGAGGAAGAAAUCGAAAAGAUGUUGGAUGAAGAUUUGCCUCCAGAACUUAAGGAGGCUCGCAAACCUAAGGAGAAGCCAUACGUUACGCGUACUAAGAUUGUUCUAGAAGAGAAGGGUAUCAACCAGUUCGAGAUCCUGCCGCUGGACUGGAUGAUGGUGCGGCACUGCAGCGGCGUGCCGGUAUACAUGCACCGCCCCACGCGCGUCUGCACGCUCUCCAAGCCGUACUUCCUGGGCAAAGGAAAUACGAGGCGUCACGAUAUUCCCAUUAGUGCCAUUCCUUGUCUAGCGUAUCGACGAGCACUAGAAGAAGAAGAGAAGCAGAAGGAAAUAGAUCGUAAAGUUGAAGAACAGAUUAAAAACAAAUCGUGGCUGCAAGCACAAGGACUGACCGUUUUAAAUCUCAACGGGGACACGACCACCGAAAACGAUGAAAAGACUGAUGAAUUAAUGACAAAUAGUACUGAUUUAAAUGAUAAAAAAGUUUCUAAUGGUAGUGAGAUUAAAUCUACGGGCAAGUGCCCUUUUAGCCAUUUAAGAAGUGAUAAUGAGGAUGAUGUUAAGUCAAAUAUUGAAGAUAUUAAAACUGAUGAUCAGAGUGAAGAAUCUAUUGAUCGGAUAAAAGAAAAAAACGAUUCUAAUAGCCACACGGAAUCGAAUGAUAAUAAUGAAAGUAAUGACAGAAAUGAAUGUAAUGUUAAAAAUGAAAGUAAUGAUGUUAAUGAAUGUAAUAACAAAAAUGAAUCUAUUGAGAAGAAAGAAUCCAAUGAUGAUGUAAAUGAUAAUAAUAAUGAUGCUAGUGCCAAUACCAAUGAUACUGCCAAUGCUAAUAAUCCUAGAAUAUUAUUUGAAGACAUACCUUUGAACCGUCAGCCGGUCAUACUGCCGGGUGGUAUAAUAAUGCCCUCGCCGAGAGUCGAAUCUGUGAACUCCAGCUGGAAAACUCAACACCUAACUGCCGAACAAAUAAACGAUUACUGCAAAACUCUCUUCAUAUUCAAGACAGUCAAUUUCAUGCAUUUCAACCGUUGGGCGGAUCGUCGCAAGUACACGAAGGCCCGCAAGGCGCUGCAGUACCCCAAGCUGCCGGAGGGCACCAAGCUGAUCAGCAUACCUGCCAUCAAUAACGGCCAAGACGGCGGCAAGGCGGGCGCGCGCGACUGGGUGAUGAACAUGGACGGCUCCGGCUACCUGUCGGAGUUCCACAAGUACGUGUGCCGCGCGCUGCAGACGCGCCCCGUCUACGAGUACAAGCAACUCGAGAACGCGACGAACCCUUACCAGGCGACGGUGUUUAUCGGCGGGAUGCAGUACGGCGUGGGGCAGGGCUCCAGCAAGCGCCAGGCCAAGUACGCCGCCGUCAAGGCCUCCAUGCAGAUACUCAUCCCCGCGAUGCGCAACACGCUGGACGCGCCGCCACCGCCCAAGCCCGAGCCCGACUUCUCCUUCUUCGACUACGUGGGCAUCGAGGACCCGCGCAUCGCGGAGUUCUGCGCCGCCACCUGCGAGCCCUCGCCGCACGCCAUCCUGCUCACCUGCCUGCUGCGCAACUUCGGCGCCGGCGACUGGCAGCCUAAAUGUGAGAUGAAGAAGCUGGAGUACCAGAAAAUCGAGCUGACGAUGACGGUGGGCAAGCACACCGCCACCGUCGUCUGCAAGAACAAAAAAACCGCCAAGCAGCGCGCCAGCCAGGCCAUCCUGCAGGCGCUGCACCCGCACGUGCGGUCGUGGGGCUCGCUGCUGCGGCUGUACGGCUCGCGCAGCGUGAAGAGCUGCAAGGAGAAGAAGCUGGAGGAGCAGCAGAUCACACUGCUGCAGGACAAGGCGCGCCACAACGAGCCCAACCACGCCGUGCUCGCCAAGCUGCGCCAGGAGAUGCGCAAGCUGCGCGCGCGUGACGCGGUGGUGGCGCCGCUGGGUGCGCUGCUGCACGCCGCGCGCCUUCCGCAGGCCUCCGCCUCCGGCCUCGACGCGCUCGAGCUC